AAAAAAAAAAAAAAAAACACAUGGCGUAGACGACGCCAACCGCGCUCUCUAACUAAACCGCCACCCGCGGUCGUCGUCGUCGUCGUCGUCGUCUCGCAUUUUCUCGCCGAAACUGUGGGCGCUCGAAGAGGCGAUGCUCGGGAGCAGGGUGGGAGCUCUCCUUCGUCGGAGCACCAAAACCCUAACCCUAAUCUCUCGGGAUCUCAGAGGCUCUCCUAGGGUUUACUCCCAUGAGCACCCCCUACUCUCUAACCCUUCGCGAUUCGCCGUCUCGGAACCCUGCGAGAGAUGCUUCCUCUCCAGAUACAGCUCCUUCUCCGCGUUCAGAUCCCUACCGAAGAGCUUAUCUGGUCAAUCUUCAAGGAAAAUGUCCACUUCAGCGACGCUUCUGAAUAAAACCAGGACAGAUGUAACAAAUGCAGGAUUGAAAUUACUCGUUACGAAGGGACCCCAUGCACAAAAGGUAGUCGGGAUAUGGCUUUUUGGUUGUGCUGCUUGGGUUUUCAGUUUGGUGGUUCUUGGUGGAGUCACGCGCCUCACUCGUUCUGGUCUAUCGAUGACCGACUGGAAAUUCACUGGUGCUCUGCCUCCAUUGUCAGAGGAUCAGUGGCGUCUUGAAUUUGAGAAGUAUCAGCAAUCGCCCGAAUACAAGCGGGUGAAUAGAGGAAUGAAUAUGGAAGAUUUUAAGUUCAUUUAUUGGAUGGAAUAUGCACAUCGGAUGUGGGGAAGGGCGUUAGGUGUUGUGUUUGCUGUCCCAUUUGCAUAUUUUCUCGCAAAAGGGUACAUUACCCGCCAACUUGGAGUUAGACUGUCAGCUCUUUUUGCUCUUGGUGCUGGGCAAGGACUUAUCGGCUGGUGGAUGGUAAAAAGUGGUCUGGAGGUAUAAAAAUCCUUCAAUCUUCU
Ananas comosus (pineapple) is the source of this 903-nucleotide messenger RNA. RefSeq names its product cytochrome c oxidase assembly protein COX15-like. Gene Ontology annotation, cellular component: mitochondrial inner membrane. The record is from RefSeq and is a predicted model, not a curated record. The coding region runs from base 134 to 886 and encodes 250 amino acids. Lineage: Eukaryota; Viridiplantae; Streptophyta; Magnoliopsida; Poales; Bromeliaceae. Gene Ontology annotation, molecular function: oxidoreductase activity, acting on NAD(P)H, heme protein as acceptor. Gene Ontology annotation, biological process: heme A biosynthetic process. The transcript has 3 exons.